Molecule: messenger RNA, 3603 nt
Organism: Venustampulla echinocandica
Lineage: Eukaryota; Fungi; Ascomycota; Leotiomycetes; Helotiales; Pleuroascaceae
Exons: 2
Coding region: 1-3603 (1200 amino acids)
Source: RefSeq, a predicted model, not a curated record
AUGGGCAACGAGCAAUCCGCCCCCAGCGCGAGACGACGUGCCCAGAAUAAACUGUCGAAACCGAGAACAAACACAACCGGAAACCUGUUGAACUCCAAAGGCCCAGCAAUCUCGAGUCGCCGGAAUCCCGGAUCCAACAAUCCUUCUGCUACAGAUUUGGGAUAUAACUAUGUCUCCCGCGAGGCCGGGAACGAGGGAAACGAUCGGACACGGUGGAAACGGAUCAGUCUCUUCAGAUCAAAGAGCAUACAAGGACAAAGCCAGAAUCCAGAGAUAGUUGCUGGCCCUGACACCGAAAUUGUCGAGCGACUUCCUCUGGACAGUCGUACUCGCAGACACUCAUCCGCCAACUCUAUUACCCUUCACCACUCAAUCGAUGAUUUGCACCACAGACCUCCAAAUACUCGUAUGUCCUUGCAGCACGUCCCGCACACGCAGCAUCACCCACGAUUAUCACUGGUCGCCGAAGUCCAAUUGACACCCGCCGAGAAGGUAGAGUCUUUGAAAGGAGUCUCUUUAUACAGCCAGGAGGAGCAUUCCCAGCUUUCGAAUACGCCGCUACCGAGAACAACGUCGGAUACAACGUUAUAUGGUCCUAUACGGCGCCGGUCAUUGCAGCAACCCGGGGUUGCAACAAGGAGGAGUUAUAUCGGGGAUGAUUUCCACCAGUCAUUACCCUCUGAAUUAAGAAAUGGCAGGAAUGACUCUCGGCAGUCAUUGCCCUCUCAAUUAAAACGUGCAGAGCAACUGCAGGACUACUAUUACCACCCUGCGGUGCCAGCUUCAUCUUCAAUAUUAAGUCAAGGGGUAUUAGGACAACAAAUAAGCCUGACUGCUCCAGGACAGCGAGUACAAACACCAACCGAUUUAGAUUAUGGGCAUAUUGGCGCAUUCAAGCUCGGCUCGUUAAGAAUAACCAACGGAGAGGCUAGCCCAGAUCUCAGCGACGGGGGACUUACCGGCGCCGAGGAGGAUUAUUUGACCAUGGGUAAAAGAAGGCGAGGAGCCAGCCGACAGCUUGAUGUCAGCCAGGCCAGACAAGCACUUUCUUCCGCAGAUAAUACCACCAAGCCAGCUUAUGCUGUUCGAGCGGAAUCUCCAUUGCGACAAUCUCUUGAAGGUGAACGCAAACCGUUGACUAUUGAGACACAGUUGACAGCUCUCGAUCCAUCUCUUGGUCUUUUUGAUUUCAAGAAUAAAUAUUCCCCAGGGAAAGCGGUGGAAAUGGCCAAUGAUUACGCGCAGGAGCUAACAUUAAGUCCAUUCUCCUUCGUUGCGUCACCAACUGUAUCUCCAAAACUGCAAGCUACAAGUAAGCAUAUGGCUGUAGAGGAUGAUCUGUUUGAGCUGGAACCCAUUAGCCCAGCGCAAGAUGUCGCUCGAAUUGCCCCAAGAUCGAUUGAUUCAGGAUAUGGAGGUGUAGGCGAUUUGAGGAAGAGGAAUGGACCACUGGAUGUGGCUUCAAAGCCUUUGGCCAAGGCGGACAGUGGAUAUAGUUCGAUUAUUUCUUUGAGAUCGCUCAAAAGGGACGCAGCACCUGCAGUUCCUCCAAAAGACAUGCCCACAGUUCCAGCAAAAUCUCCCGUUUCCAGAGUGGCGGCAAGCACAUAUUCUACGUCGCCAGCCUCGGAAGUAGCACUUCCCACACAACCAUCAUUAGCAAGUAUCUAUCUCCAGCCGGAAACAACUUCAAAGCCAUCGAGAAAUUCCUUUGUAGCGCCUCUCAAACCAUAUAUUCAUGAAUUAGAGACUGGUACUUCUACUUUACCACCCCAAAAGCCCGAAGUGCGAACUCAUAUUGGGAUGUUGGCAAACCCCUUCCGACAGAGCUUACCUAUCACCCUCGAUGCGUCCAAUGGACUUCCAUAUUACAAUGAUGUGUCCAGUAGUUCCAAGAUCUCAACGGCAAACGCGGAAUCGCAACGACGCAUCAAUAAAAUACAGAAACCUCGCCCAGAAUCCAUUGCUACUCCAGGGGGCCCAAACUUCCCUAUUCAAGCAAUCAAUUCAAGCAGCGGAAGACUGAGUCUUCCUUCUAUGGCAAAAAAAGCGGAGCGAGUUCCUGUUGGAAGCUUUCCCAACACCACAACUAGCACCAUUGAUCUCAAACGAGCACGAAGCAAAGAUACUCUAGGGACUAUUCUAUCAGUAGGAAGCGCCGAAGUCCGGGACGAAAUUAGUGUUACCAGGCUGCACGGUGAGCUACCGCCUAUGCAUGGAACUAUUCCGGAAUAUUCGACAUCCGUUCCCGAGUCGAAAUCACUUCCUUUCUGGAAGUCGUUUGGGAGCAAAAGAAGCUCAAGCCAGACUAAGCCAAGCUAUCAGAUUUCUGCACCAAGUAGGGUUGAUGAGGAGCAGAGCAAUUUCGAAGCCCACGUCACCUCAGUCCAAGCGGUCGCAUCUUCUCUUGGAAAAUCUUCACAUGACAUACCCCCUUACCCCACAGCCAUACCUAGCGGCUCAGUUACGAAUGUACGACCCAGAUCCAUGACCUCUCAACUCGAAGCAGACGCUGCUACCCGUUUUCAACUUGCUCGCAGUGCAUUCCAAGAGCCGCAAGGCCCGAAUGUCCUCCGAAGCAGAAAAUCUUACGACUCAGCGCUAGUGGGUAAUAGACAGUCAAGGACGUCAGCCACGUCGUCGAGCAAUUCGCGCGGAUACCCACCACAAUCCCACACAAACAGGAGCGCUCGAAAAAUACACUCCCCAACUCCCUUUAAGAGCCCAGUCUCACAGUCUUUCCAAAAGCAAAGUGUUCAGAAAGCAGAUACCGCAGAGGAUUCAAUUCUUUCACAACAAACGAGACAGAAACCACCCCCGCCAGUGUCUAUGCAGACCCAACGCCAAUCAAGCCAGACUAUUAUCGAUAGUCAUACAACUGCACCACCAUUACGCAAGCCACCUAUAGCACCUGGCCCGGAUCGAGCACCACCAUGUGCGCCUCCAGAUUCGUCUUCAGAUCAUAAUGAGGUGUCCGAUCAUUGGGCUAAACAGAAAGAUUUCUGGGCGGAGAGAAGAAGAUCGGCAGAGGUUGUUUUGCGAGCCAAAAAGAGCAUGGAAAGCAUCCGAGCAAGGACCGCCGUAACUUCGUUUGACUCCGAAAAUGAAUCGAGAUUGAGUGAUGGCAUGGACAUCCGACGAUCAGAAAGCGCGGGACCUAUUAGCGGAACAGAGCCUUUCGAAUACGGGAUGACGGGUGGGUAUAGAGGGGUUGAUCAAGCUCCCCAGAAAUCGUGGAUUGGACAUUCCACUGGGCAUCAUCGCAGGCAGUGGCAAGAACGGGCGGUCUCGGAGACAUACCACCAUACAUAUGGCUCUUCCCUUGCCCCGGCCCAAGAUUACUACCAACAUGGCCCAGAGGAAGAUUACUUCCCUGCAGAUGACCAAGAUUACGAUACCCAAAUGCCCCAAGACAUUCAUGCUAGGAAUAGCUCGACCCACCAAAUGCUAGGCCUAGACCCGUACACCGGUCCACUUGGCUAUAGCUAUCAAUCUGGCUACGGCCUGGUGGGGAGUGCGGGCACCAGAAGUGUAGGGAAUCUGGCCAGUGGCUGUGGCGUCGAUUUAAGCCAUGCCCGCAAUUUCCUACAGAGAGUGAAUUGA